This is a messenger RNA of Oppia nitens, 2384 nucleotides long. RefSeq names its product transmembrane protein 117-like. The coding region runs from base 139 to 2325 and encodes 728 amino acids. Gene Ontology annotation, biological process: intrinsic apoptotic signaling pathway in response to endoplasmic reticulum stress. The transcript is spliced from 7 exons. NCBI's taxonomy places the organism in Eukaryota, Metazoa, Arthropoda, Arachnida, Sarcoptiformes, Oppiidae. The record is from RefSeq and is a predicted model, not a curated record.
UUUCGGCAAAAAGCGUAAAAAAAUGUGACCAAAAAUAUUUGUUAUUUAAUUUAAUUUAUUUUAGUUUAAAAUUAGUGUAAUUUGUAUUAUAUUUAUUACUAUCGUUGUUGUUGUUGUUGUUGUACUUAAUCAACAAUUAUGUCAAUACAAGAGGACAGUGUAGGACAACAUCGGUUGUCGUCGACUGACACCAAAACAGUAAAGUCUUUGUCGAUGUUGGCGACGGCGACACCAAAUGACAUAACAUUGAAUGGUMAACACAACCACCAAUUGGUGUCCGACGAUGACGAUAGUAAUCGAGAAGUAUUGAUACCAUUAAUGCCUGUAUCGGUGACCGCGAAGACACCGAAUCAGAAACCAAACUCAAUAUUGAAGUCCAGUUCCCAUCACAAGAGGUCCUGUUCUACAGGCCAACAAAUGAGCCUUCCGUUGGACUUCGUGGCCGGCGAUACGGCUCAACUCAAACCACUAAACAAUUCAUGCGGUUGUCGGACAAAAUCGGUUCAAAUAUUAACUCCGAGUCAAGAGAAGGACGAGUCAGAUCUGUGGCCAACAACCGGUGAUACCGACACCAACAAUAGAGAAAGUCAUGGCGGGCUAUACACCAAAUAUUGUGCCAAAUGUGAUAAAUUGUUGACUAAUUUGGACGUAAAACAAAAUAAUCGACAAAUUGUGAAUAAAAACUUCGAUAAUUCAACCAAUAAGUGUUUGUUAAACAACAAGACUUCAAAUAAUAGCUACUAUUGUAGCGAUUGUGAUAAUUAUGACAAUACAUUUGCUAAUAAUGCUGCUUCAGGUGGUGGUGGUGGUGAUGAUACUUAUAGUCAAUACCUGUGCCAUCGGCCACAACACCACAUCAAUGCUAAUUCAGAUAAUUUAAGUCAAUAUUCAUUACAUAUGGAAAAGGAUUUUAGGUAUUAUUUCCAGCACCCGUACGCCCGACUUUUUGUUGCAUAUUUUGUCGUGUUUUGUAAUUUUUUGAUCUUCGCUGAGGAUCCGCUUUCACACUCGUUGAUGGAGUGCUCGAUACCGGUAUUAGGAAACGUGAUAUCAUUUGUGGCCACUAAGUAUCCGCCCGAACCUCACUGGAUCGUAGUGAAGGUGAGCUUCUGGCUCACAGCCAUAGCCGUGGGUCUAGUCUUUGGCAAAUACAUACUUCACCACAUAAUCUUGAGGCUAGUGUUACGGCUCAAGAUGUUUCGUGACGAGUGCGGCACAUGGAUGAUCAUGUUUGCCACUGUUUUUAUUUCGUGUUACUUUUUCUCCAUUGCCUAUAACUGUCUACUGGUAUGGGCCCAUCCUAGGGCCCACCUCUAUGUGAUAAACACUUAUAUGGGUAUGACAUACGCCAACUUCAUGAAAGUGGCUGCUUGUGGCACGUGGUUGGGCGACUUUUUCACUGCCUGGAUGAUCACAGAUAUGAUGUUACAAGACAACCUAUAUCCAGGUUGGGCACAAAAUUUGCGCACCUUUUGGCACAAACACACGACAACUCGUAUAUUGGUGUUCUGGUCGGGCGCUCUGGUGAUCGCAGCAGUCGUAAUCACACUGAUAGUAACCGAUAAGAUUUCGUGGGAUAACCUUAACAGAGAUUUUAUUGCCAGUACUGAACUGUCCCGGGCUUUCCUGGCCUCUUCUAUACUAGUUAUGGAUCUAUUGCUUGUUAUGCAGGACUGGGACUUUCCUCACUUUGUAUGCGAUCUAAACAUCAAACUUCCCGGUUUACUACAGUCUUCCUAUUCGUUAAAGUUCUUCAAAAAGUCGGUUAAGUUUCCUGAAGUGGUCUUCCAUAUCACUGGCAAAUGGUUUAAUUAUGGUAUUAUUGUCGGUGUAAUGAUGUUGGAUCUGAAUAUGUGGAAGAAUCAAAUCAUAUACUAUCCGCCCGAUUACGGCCAAUACGUUGACCCAAUUGAUCACAAGGUUUAUACGGUUCUUGAUGUAGACAUCCUGACGACUGGCAAUCGUUCGCUAUGGAACUAUACGACCCGUUCCUCAACCUAUGAUCCCGAAACAAACCAAACGUUAAAAGACGGCGAUUUAAUAAUUAAUAGCCGCUAUUUGGGUUAUCCCGGGUUCAUUAAGGCCAUGGCUUUCCUUCCAAUAGCAGCCGGUUUUGUGUUAUUUUUUACACUUAUCUACCAAUACGGUCGCUUUCCGCCCAAAACGGAUGUCUCGGCCGGUGGUCGCCUUAAAAAACGACACUCGAGUUGGCGUCGGGAGCGCCGCGACUCACGAUUGGGCGGCUAUAUCUCGUGGCGCGGUAUCACUAUAUACGGUGGCAAUAGCUCUAUGCACCGCAAAAAUGAAUCAAUUGAUUACAAAUAAUCAAAAAUUCAAGUUUGAUUUGUUUUUAUUUUUUGCAACAUUUAAAACUUCCUUUUUAU